AUGCGUGUCAGCGUACUUCUUCCACAGUUCUUCUUGCCUCCAUCUGCUAUUAAGCUGGGACGUUUCGUCACCAAUAUUGACGAGCCUCACCGAGAUUACCUUGAUCCGAUACCAGGGGAAAGUCUCAGUGUUAUCGAAAAAGUUGAAACGCAGUACGACAGUGCCGACUCUCUUGGGGUCCGACGUAAAUUUGGUUCUCAGCUUACCGCCUUCCUCUCCUCGUCCGUGUCAAGCCGUACGAAUGCCUCGAUUCACAUCAAUACGGAACAAGUGAAGACCUAUUACCUGGAUAAUAAUGGGCAGUGGUUCCGGGAUACUGUGAAAUCAGAAGAUGUCCGCAAGUGGAUUGAGCGUACUAUCGAUGAGGGAGAGGAUAUAUAUGUUGUGAUCGGUUACCAUACUGUCUUAGAUGCUCGUAUUGCCGAGCAGUCACGAGGACAGAAACUUCUAGAUGGAAAUCUGGCUGUGCCGGUUUCGAGUAUGCUAUUGGCAUCAGGAGUGGUUGUGCCAUUUGGUGAUCUAGUUGACCCUAAAUUAUCCGGGUCUAGUGGCCGUGUGAAAGACUUGCAACGGCACUUUGUUGCCCAAGGCGAGCAGAUUAUCGCUGUACAAUAUCGCAAGGUUCGAUUUCGGUUUCUGUCAAGCAAAAGCGUUGACAAUGCAACGCUAGCUAAAGAGGCGAGAUGGGAGAGACAUGACCGUCCUCGUUACCUUCAAAGCGAUAUGGAAGAUAUGGUAGAGGUCGCAUUGGAUGAUGACCUGUCACUUGGAGGUGACCGUGACAAGUGUAUAGCAGGAUCGGAGGAAAUUGUAUUUUCGAAUGUUGGCAUUGAUUAA
Molecule: messenger RNA, 837 nt
Organism: Penicillium riverlandense
Lineage: Eukaryota; Fungi; Ascomycota; Eurotiomycetes; Eurotiales; Aspergillaceae
Exons: 1
Coding region: 1-837 (278 amino acids)
Source: RefSeq, a predicted model, not a curated record